This is a messenger RNA of Spirometra erinaceieuropaei, 375 nucleotides long. The record is from the annotation of a GenBank genome assembly. Lineage: Eukaryota; Metazoa; Platyhelminthes; Cestoda; Diphyllobothriidea; Diphyllobothriidae.
AUGGGCGCCCGCUGUGCCUUCUUCCGUAGCGGCCGCCCAAAGGAAGAGACACGCUACGCUGUCGUCACCCUUGCCAACCUGAACGACAUCGUGGGACGUCUACCCUGUCUGCCGCAGGGCAUCAACGACGACUCAUAUCCCCACGCAAGUCUCUUCGGGCAACCAAAGUCGCCUCCAUUAUUAACGUCUAUGUCACCCUUUGAGCAAAUCCACCAAGGCGAGGAACGAAUUCUGCGAGGAUCCUCACGCCUUACUGGCGACUGUGCCGAAGACUCCUCGUCGGGACAGACCAAGCUGCCUGGGAGGGAGUGCUGGGUCUACAUGCAAUCAGGGGCUACAUCGAUAGCGGUCUCCGUCCUCUGUGGAGCUUCGUAA